UCCAGCCGCCCACCCCCUCCCCCUCUGCAAAGCUUCGCCCCUGCCCUUCUCCCUCUCUCGCUCCGUCACUCCUUCCGUCGCCCUCGCCGUCGGCGCCUCGCCCUCGCCCUCGCUCUCGCCUCUCGCUGCUCCGUCGCUCUCUGCCUCUCUCUCCUCUCGCUGCUCCGUCGCUUCGAGCCUUCGUCGCAGUUUCGCACCCUCGCCAGCUCUCCCUCUGUCGCUCGCCCUCGUGGCCGGUGGCUUGCUCUUGCCUCUUGCUCCGUCGCUCUCUGUCGCUGGUGGCUCGCUGCCUCAGGGCCCCAAAAUCUCAGGUACGGCACUGCCGCCGGAGCAGUCGAAAGGGGAUUCCGCAUUGACUCGUCCCCGGCACCGGCAGGGGAGGAAACAGCCGCGCGCGACGGGCAAUGGAGAACUUCACGGCCCUCGUCAUGAAACUGGCCGCCUCCGAUCCCUCCAAACCCCUGACGCCCGGUCGGAAGGCAGCCAUCGAGAAACACCUCCGUAACUGCUUCACCGAGUUUCGCACUCCCAAUCAUCCUACCUACGCUGCGAUGAUAUACAAGGCACUAUUGGGACUGAAGGAUGAUGGAGGCUCCACUGAGGGAUCCAUAUCAGAGUUUAUUAGGAAGGAGUAUGACGAUUUGCCUUGGGCUCAUUUCACUUAUCUGAAACAUAAUCUAAAGAAGCUUUGUGAUAGUGGUGAGAUUGUUAUAACUAGUAGCAACCGUUAUUUGCUUGCUGAUGGAACCAUGGGCCUUAAUUCUGGUCAUUGCUCUAGUCCUAAGCCAGAGUCAACAAAGCAGGUGCAGAAGCAUAAGGGGAAGAAAUUAAAUGGGCGAGCCAGCCGGGGUAGAAAGAAUAAAGUUAAAGAGAACAUUCAAUGCGAAGGAGAAUAUAUGGUAGUGUUUCAAGGGCCAAACCAAGUACAAGAUCAACAUGAUCAAGUGAUUGAAGAAUGGAAUAUACCAGUGGAACCACAUAACAAUCUGAUUGAAGAAUUAAGUGUGCUACAAGCUCAAAAGCUAGACAAACAAAGUAUUCUCAUUGGAAAACAGAACCAACCUGAAGAACAGGUCAUGGGUUUAGAGCAUAUAGAGCCAAAUCAACUAGAAGAUGCAAGCCCUGAAAGACCUCCCGGGUUUGAGUUUGUGACAGUUCAGGAAUUGUCCAAGUUACAGGAGAGACCACUUCUAGAAGGGUCUCCAUUACUUUGUUCUCAGCAGAAGAAUCCAAAAACCCACCUGGAAACAAGAAGGAUACCUGUUGAUAUACCUUUCAAUGCAAAGCAGCUUAAUGAGGAGAAGCGAUGUGAGCAAAUAUAUUUAAAGGUGCCUCAAGGUACACCUGAUACAUUCUUGCCUCCUUCAACAUCAAAAAAGCCUGCAGGUUUAGCUUCAGAUGCAUAUUUGGUUGAGCAAGAGCAGCAACCAAUGUCCUCGAACCAAGAGAUGCAGAUAGAGCUUGAGCUAGCGACAACAGAGAGACUAUCUCAAACAGAGAGGAUAAUAUUGGAGGUGCAACACCAACAGGUGUUGGAUAAGCCACAGUGCAGACAAUUACGCCAACGGCCUCCUAAAUUUGAAGCUGCUGCUACAAUUACAAAAGAUGAAUGGUUGGCUCAAAGCCAUCAGCCCAGGGCGCAUCACUAUCAGGAGAAUAUGCAGCCCCCAAAUAGAGGAAAGCUGCAGCAGUUGAAACAGGCACCGGCAGAGGAAUCAACUCAAGGAGAGCAACAGCGAUCAAAACUCAACAGUAGGCUGAAGUUGCUUUUAUCUUAUCCAGAACGAGCAAAGAGUUGUAUUGAUUCACAGAGAGAGCCUGGGCAUCAAACAGUAAUUUCAAGUUCUGAAAGCGCAGAGGGUCAGUGGGACAAACAGUUACAGAAAAAGCCAUGCCGUGGGCAGUCACGGACUUUGCACCCCAAAUCUGAAGCAACUGCCACUGCAACUCCAUUAGAGCCUACACAAGAUCAGGACAAGGAGCAGCAACACCCAGCUCCAAAAAGACGUCAGCGAUCUUGUAAGUCUUCACAUAAUUCUGAGCAACAGCAUCUGGAGCAAACAAGGAGUGAAACCCAAGGAAGGUCUCCUAACCAAAAACCAGGUGAUGCAACAAGCAACAAUUUGUUGCUUUUGGAGAACCAGUUGCAAGCAUACAAGCGCAGGGGCCUCCGGGCAAGGAAAGACAACGGAGGCUGGACAAAGUAAAAUGACACAAACCUGGGUUGUUAACAAAAGUUGGGGAAGUUGACAAUACAGAUCAGUAGACUUGUUGGAGAGGAGAAUGCCAAAGAGAAGACACUGGAGUUUGUGGGCAGAAUAGAAUAUCUAAGAAGGACCUGCAAAUCCACAUUUCUUGUUGGGCGAAUUAGGGGGGGAAGUCUUUCAUAUAAUAGGGAAUUAUAGCUGGCUGUUUCUUGUUUUCUGAUUGAACCAUUUAUACUCUCAGCAUAGGAUAGGAUUUUAUCUGUUUGAUGCUUAAACAAGUUUCAGGAGUUCCUAUUCUUUGUUUCAAGCGUUCAAAUUCCUCUAGAAUUAAGGUAAAAGUUUGUUUCUUUUACUUGAUAAAUUUGGAUAAAGUUCA
Messenger RNA from Diospyros lotus (date-plum), 2583 nucleotides. RefSeq lists its product as uncharacterized. Gene Ontology annotation, biological process: chromosome condensation; negative regulation of DNA recombination; nucleosome assembly. The transcript is spliced from 3 exons. Gene Ontology annotation, cellular component: nucleosome; nucleolus; nucleus. The coding region runs from base 405 to 2207 and encodes 600 amino acids. Lineage: Eukaryota; Viridiplantae; Streptophyta; Magnoliopsida; Ericales; Ebenaceae. Gene Ontology annotation, molecular function: double-stranded DNA binding; nucleosomal DNA binding. The record is from RefSeq and is a predicted model, not a curated record.